Molecule: messenger RNA, 1734 nt
Organism: Scedosporium apiospermum
Lineage: Eukaryota; Fungi; Ascomycota; Sordariomycetes; Microascales; Microascaceae
Exons: 4
Coding region: 1-1734 (577 amino acids)
Biological process (GO): protein folding
Cellular component (GO): chaperonin-containing T-complex
Molecular function (GO): ATP hydrolysis activity; ATP-dependent protein folding chaperone; ATP binding
Source: RefSeq, a predicted model, not a curated record
AUGGUGGAUGAAAAUGGCAAGCAAACCAUCACCAAUGAUGGUGCCACAGUGAUGAAGAUGCUAGACAUUGUUCACCCGGCCGCCCGAAUCCUCAUCGACAUCGCUCGCUCCCAGGAUGCGGAGGUUGGCGAUGGAACAACAUCGGUAGUGGUUUUGGCCGGUGAGAUCCUGAAAGAAAUGAAGGAACAUGUCGAGCAAAACGUCAGCUCCCGGCUCAUCACUAAAGCCAUACGAAGAACGUCCGCCCUCGCCGUCAAUAAAAUCAAAGAGAUCGCCGUGCCGACCAGUGGUGCCAACAAGAAGGAGACACUAGCAAAGCUUGCAGCUACCGCCAUGACUAUGGUGGUUGAGGCAAUACUGUCACUCGAUCAAGACGACCUGAAUGAAAAACUAAUCGGCAUAAAGAAGAUACCCGGCGGUUCACUCACAGACUCUCAAUUUGUCAAUGGGGUUGCCUUCAAGAAGACUUUCUCCUAUGCCGGCUUCGAGCAACAGCCCAAGUCCUUCAAGAAGCCUAAGAUCGUGUGUCUCAAUGUCGAGCUGGAGCUCAAGGCGGAGAAGGACAAUGCCGAGGUUAGGGUCGAACAAAUUUCUGAAUAUCAAGCCAUUGUCGAUGCGGAAUGGCAGAUUAUUUUUAAGAAACUUGAGGCACUUUAUAAAACAGGGGCCAAGGUCGUCCUCAGUAAGCUGCCAAUCGGUGACCUGGCCACUCAGUACUUCGCCGACCGCGAUAUUUUCUGUGCCGGUCGAGUUGCUUCUGAGGAUAUGGAACGCAUCGUGGAGGCAACGGGUGCGACAGUUCAGUCAACCUGCUCAGAUAUUCUGCCUGAGCACCUGGGAACAUGUGGUUUCUUUGAGGAACGCCAGAUUGGCGGUGAGCGCUUCAACUUCUUCGAGGACUGUCCUGAAGCCAAGACCUGCACUCUUGUCCUCCGAGGUGGAGCCGAGCAGUUCAUAGCUGAAGUGGAACGCUCCCUUCACGAUGCGAUCAUGAUCGUUAAACGAGCAAUUCAAAAUAAGUACAUCGUCGCAGGGGGUGGCGCCGUCGAGAUGGAGAUAUCCGCGUACCUACACCAAUUUGCCGACAACAAGAUCCUGGAUAAACAACAACCAAUCAUCAAGUCUUUUGCGAAGGCCCUUGAAGUCAUUCCCCGCCAACUCUGCGACAAUGCCGGUUUUGAUGCGACAGAUAUCCUUAACAAGCUCCGUGUUGAGCAUGCUCGUGGAAACAUCUGGGCGGGCGUCGACUUCGACAAUGAAGGUGUCGCUGAUAUGAUGACGAAGUUUGUCUGGGAGCCCGCGCUUGUGAAGAUUAAUGCUAUUCAGGCGGCGACGGAAGCGGCAUGCCUUAUCCUUAGCGUGGAUGAGACCAUUCGGAAUGAGGAGAGCCAGGCGCCACAAGGACCACCAAAGGCAUUACCACCAGGCGCCGCACAGAGGGCGUUAAGAAGUAGAGGUCGAGGAAUGCCACGACGCAGCAACAACAACAAUAACAACAACUACCAAAUGCCGAGCCGAGGCCCCUCCGCCCGCCUCGCCAUCGCCAACGCCCUCGACAGGGUCUUUGCGGCCGGAGACGCCGUUGCCGACGCUAAGGAGGCCCGAGCCCGUGCCCGCGAGGCGCUUGCGAAAGCAGAGGAGGGGGUGUGGCGGGCCGUUUUCCGCCAAAACGCAGAGCGUGUAGCGCUCGAGGCGUUGCAGCGCAACCUCGGCGGCUGGGGCGGCUCCAAUUAG